This is a messenger RNA of Parnassius apollo (apollo), 438 nucleotides long. The record is from the annotation of a GenBank genome assembly. NCBI's taxonomy places the organism in Eukaryota, Metazoa, Arthropoda, Insecta, Lepidoptera, Papilionidae.
AUGUUGUUGCCCCAAAAAAGAGUUUUGAAGGGCAAAGAAAAGCGAGGAUACCCUACCUACAAAUGGAGUACUAAGCCACCGCCUCCUCAUCGAACUCCUGGUAAGAAUAUAGUCCCAUAUUUACCAGGUCCUGUGGGUGUUGCCAAAGAAGUGACUACAGAACUGGAUGUGUUUAAAUUGUAUUUCAAUAAAAAAAUUAUUGAUACUAUACUUGUUCAUUCUAAUCAGGAAAUCGCUAAACAAAAAGCAAAUUAUGGCCCGCAAACUUCAUAUACAAAAGAUGUUGACAUUUCAGAGCUGAAAGCCUUUUUUGGCCUUUUGUAUCUGACUGCAGUAAAGAAAGAUAACAGAGUAUCAACAAAUUUUUUGUGGGGCAUCUCUGGCAGUGAAAUUUACUCAGCCAUCAUGUCAACAGAGCGUUACAAAUUUCUAACCUAG